Messenger RNA from Myotis brandtii (Brandt's bat), 1203 nucleotides. RefSeq names its product serine/threonine-protein phosphatase 2A regulatory subunit B'' subunit beta-like. The annotation marks the transcript as partial. Gene Ontology annotation, cellular component: protein phosphatase type 2A complex. Gene Ontology annotation, molecular function: protein phosphatase regulator activity; calcium ion binding. Gene Ontology annotation, biological process: protein dephosphorylation. The transcript has 6 exons. Lineage: Eukaryota; Metazoa; Chordata; Mammalia; Chiroptera; Vespertilionidae. The record is from RefSeq and is a predicted model, not a curated record.
GCCCGCGGCUGCGACUUCGUGCUGCCCUCGCGCUUCAAGAAGAGGCUCAAGGCCUUCCAGCAGGUUCAGACGAAGAAGGAGGAGGCCCGGCCGCCGGCCGCCAGCCAGAGCAUCCCCACCUUCUACUUCCCCCGGGGCCGCCCGCAGGGCACGGCCGACAGCGACGCCAUCAUCGCCAGGAUCGAGAGCACCUUCGCCCAGUUCCCGCACGAGCGGGCCACCGUGGAGGACAUGGGCAAAGUGGCCAAGGUGGGUCCCACGGCUGGCGCGGCCUGUUCAUGGCUGUGCAUCCUCACAGCCGGGCGGGGUCUGAGUCCUGCCCGCGUCAGGCCUUCAGGCCAACACGCAGGACCUGCUGUCACACUGUGCGCCCGUCGUCUUGGGGUUGGGCUUUCCUUCCAGCCGCGUGUGUGUGGCUCAGGGUCACCGUGUGGACGUGCGGACACAGCAGGUUCUUUAGCGUCUGCGCGCCGUCCCUGGAGGACUCACGGCCCCUCCUGCUGGGCGGGCGGUGAGGACGGGCAGGCGCGUGGACGCCCAGCAGUGAGGACAGGCCGCCCUCUGCCCAGGAUCCUGCAGAACUGCCACGACGAGGCCACGCGGUUCGUGCACCUGCUCAUGAGCCCGGGCUGCAACUACCUGGUGCAGGAGGACUUCGUCCCCUUCCUGCAGCUCCCUGAGAGCUUCUGGGGUCCCCUGCCCCCCCCCCCGUGGGAGGCCGUGCCUGGGACCCCAGCCCAUGCCCGGGUGUGUCUGCAGAACGUGGCACUGCUGGAGGAGGAGGCGGACAUCAACCAGCUGACGGAGUUCUUCUCCUACGAGCACUUCUACGUCAUCUACUGCAAGUUCUGGGAGCUGGACACUGACCACGACCUGCUCAUCGGCCAGCAGGACCUGGCCCGGCACAACGACCACGCCAUCUCCACCAAGAUGAUCGAGCGGAUCUUCUCAGGAGCCGUGACGCGGUACGUCUCUCGCAGGCGCGUUCCCCCGCGGUCGGGCCUCUCUCUGGGGUCGCGGGCCCGGCUGACGCCCGCCCUGGGCAGCAUCGAGUACUGGUUCCGCUGCAUGGACCUGGACGGGGACGGGGCGCUGUCCAUGUUCGAGCUGGAGCACUUCUACGAGGAGCAGAGCCGCCGGCUGGACUGCAUGGGCAUCGAGGCCCUGCCCUUCGAGGACUGUCUGUGCCAGAUGCUGGACCUG